This is a messenger RNA of Trichoderma asperellum CBS 433.97, 569 nucleotides long. The record is from RefSeq and is a predicted model, not a curated record. Lineage: Eukaryota; Fungi; Ascomycota; Sordariomycetes; Hypocreales; Hypocreaceae.
UUGCUUUGCUUUGCUUUGCUUUGCUUUGCUUUGCUUUGCUUUACUUUACUUUAAAAUCUCCGAAAACAAAAAAACGGAGUUUUGGCGCGAAAAGAGAAAGGAAGUGUGAGCUGGCACCAACUACCUACCUACCGCACACGCACCUCAUGUACAACAUCUAUUUUACUCAGACAACUUUUUUUUUUCAAAAUUCUCUUUGUUCUUCUCUUUUUUUAACACUCCCUGGAUAUCGGUCCUUCUCAUGUCCUCGCCUUUUUUUUUUUUUUUUUUUACACUUUAAUAAUUUCUGGUUAGUGCUGGCCUAUACACUUGAGACAACACUUCUUUCAUUUUCUCUGCUUUGUUAUUUUGGUUCUAGCCCCUGUCUCUCUUUUUUUUUUUUCUUCUUCUUCUCCUCCUCCUUCUUCUUCUUCUUCUUUGUCUGUUUAGUAUUUUACUAUUUACUAGGUAAUUUCUUUGAACCUUUAGCGGUAGCUACAAAAUAGAAUACUAAGGUUAGAAAAAGCGAAUAUUUUCUUUCUCUUUUUGACACUCUUCUGUUUGAAAUGCAGGUCAAGGUUAAAUGAAAC